Molecule: messenger RNA, 1624 nt
Organism: Dermacentor silvarum
Lineage: Eukaryota; Metazoa; Arthropoda; Arachnida; Ixodida; Ixodidae
Exons: 1
Coding region: 36-1211 (391 amino acids)
Cellular component (GO): CCR4-NOT complex; P-body; CCR4-NOT core complex
Molecular function (GO): nucleic acid binding; poly(A)-specific ribonuclease activity
Source: RefSeq, a predicted model, not a curated record
CGCAGGACUCGAUCGACCCGCCGUGGCUUACAGCGAUGUCCUCGGAGGCUGGGCUACGUGGUGGAUCCUGCCGUGGUCGGGCUUCGCCCCGGCUUCUGUCGCUGCCGAGACAGGCAGCACCACCGCGUUCAUCGCCGUUCGUCACCUGCUCCACCUGGUCAAACUGCUCGACCUGGCAGUUUAAUUUCAAGUUCAGUCUCGCAGAAGACACCUACGCGCAGGACUCGAUCGACCUGCCGUGGCUUACAGCGAUGUCCUCGGAGGCUGGGCUACGUGGCGGAUCCUGCCGUGGUCGGGCUUCGCCCCGGCUUCUGUCGCUGCCGAGACAGGCAGCAGGACCACGGCGUUCAUCGCCGUUCGUCACCUGCUCCACCUGGUCAAACUGCUCGACCUGGCAGUUUAAUUUCAAGUUCAGUCUCGCAGAAGACACCUACGCGCAGGACUCGAUCGACCUGCCGUGGCUUACAGCGAUGUCCUCGGAGGCCGGGCUACGGGGUGAAUCCUGCCGUGGUCGGGCUUCGCCCCGGCUUCUGUCGCUGCCGAGACAGGCAGCAGGACCACGGCGUUCAUCGCCGUUCGUCACCUGCUCCACCUGGUCAAACUGCUCGACCUGGCAGUUUAAUUUCAAGUUCAGUCUCGCAGAAGACACUUACGCGCAGGACUCGAUCGACCCGUCGAUGCACUCGGGGAUACAAUUCGGCAAGCACAACAACGAAGGCAUCGACCCGUACGAAUUCGCCCAGCUUAUCAUGACGUCGGGGAUGGUCCUGUCCGACGAGAUCACGUGGCUCGCUUUUCACAGCUGCUACGACUUCGCUUACAUGCUGAAGCUGCUGACGAGUGACAACCUGCCUGCGUGCCAAGUUGAGUUCUUCGAGCUUCUGGAAAUAUACUUCCCGGCCAUCUACGACCUCAAGUGCCUCAUGAAGGACUGCAGAAACCUGAGAGGUCUGCAAGGGCUGGCCGAGCAGCUGCAGGUUGAACGAGUCGGGCCACACCACCAGGCGGGCAGCGACAGCUUGCUGACGGGCAUGGCGUUCUGCAAGAUGCGAGAAGUGUACUUCCAAGGCUACAUCGACCAAGCCAAGUACUGCGGCCACCUGUUCGGCUUGACCAAGCCGGAAAUCGCGCACCCGCAGUUCGGCGAAGAGGCCGAGAACAACGCGCCCAUGGCCUUUGCGGUGGGUUCCAGCGCCGUCCAGCAAGAUUGAUUGGGUCGGCGGACUGUGCCGCAUCCGCUUUCCAACACUGGUCCCGGCGUCGCCCAGCCCACUUCCAUCUUCGCGUCUCGUUGGACUGGACCGCUGCCGUUUACCCUGACCAGUAUUCAUGUCUGAGGAAAAAUUGUGUAAACGGCGUAUUUGAACUUAAGUGAGCAAAACUGACGUAUUAGAUUUCGCAGUAGAACAAAUACCCCUAUUCACGGGAAUAAAGUAAGAGCUUUAAUUACUGCGGAACUGCGAACCGACGUUGAUUUUGCCGACUGAUGGGGCAUUUACAGCACUCGAUCAGACUGGAUUUACAGCAGUUAGAUAUGUAUCGUGAGCCUGGAAGACGGGAGGCGGGGGGGUAUACCGUACGUAUUAAUUUUGCUCGAUUCCAUAUGUAUAUAUUCCUUUAUUAU